Messenger RNA from Poecilia reticulata (guppy), 771 nucleotides. RefSeq lists its product as uncharacterized. Gene Ontology annotation, cellular component: mitochondrion. The record is from RefSeq and is a predicted model, not a curated record. Lineage: Eukaryota; Metazoa; Chordata; Actinopteri; Cyprinodontiformes; Poeciliidae. Gene Ontology annotation, molecular function: 2 iron, 2 sulfur cluster binding.
AGGAGGAGCAGCGAGACAGAGGCGGAGCCUCGGCCAAGUUCUGACCAGAACUUCUACCGAGUAACCUCCAGCUCUCUGUCUGCGUCUACAACAAUAGCAACACCACGAAAAGGCACAUUCAGCAGCCCAUCCGCAUAAAAAACAAAAUAUGAAUGCAGCCGGGUUGAUCUGCGCAGUGCGGACAAGGUGCGUGCAGACCUUCCGACGACCUCCGCUGCUGCUUCCGUCUGUGUCCGUCUCCUCCUCUUUCCCGGUUCAGAGGUGCCUGCAGUCCACUCAGCCCGUCCCUGCUGCCCGGCUCCCUUACAGGGUGAAGCUGUCUGCCGGGAAACGCUACGCCUGGUGUGCUUGUGGUCACAGCAAGAAACAGCCUUUCUGCGACGGCACUCACAAAGCAAAAGCCCCAAGUAUCUCACCUUUACUUUUCACUGCCGACAAAAACAAGACGGUGAUGCUCUGUGCCUGUAAGCAAACCAAGAACUCCCCGUACUGCGACGGCUCGCACUUGAAAGUCAUCUAUAGGGAUGUGGUAAAGUAUGUUAAAGGCCUGUUUAAAUGAUCCAGGUCUUCAUUAUCUUACCUGGCCACAAAGUACUUUUGAUAAAACACAAACGUAUUCAAGCUUUUUUUUUUUUUUUUUUUUUUUUUUUGUAACAUAAUAUUGUUCAUGAACACUAAAAGAAGUCUUAUUGUAUUCAUCAAAUUGCGACUGUAGAAGUGUGAACCUGAUUUCUGUAAGAGUUCAAUAAAAACAUAUUUUUAUGAAACAUU